AGUAUACGAGGCGGUUCGAGUCAACGGCAACGGGCUUAACUGCUGCCCAGUGUAACCAGGUGCUCAGCUCGGAGUUUCUGCAGUAUCUGAACGAUGGCAAACGCAAUUAGAGCCCAGCAGCUGAUGCAGCGAUUCCUGACCAGACUAAGACUAACAGCAAUACAGAAUAGACUCUACACAGCUGCGGCUGCGCCUUCAACUCCAGCUGAAGCAGCUCCGCACGUGCCGGUGCUCUGCGAGACGGCCAUCGAGUACCUGCAGCCGAAGCCUGGUGGAAAGUACAUCGAUAUGACCUUUGGCGCCGGCGGACACACAAGGAAGCUGUUAGACAGCUGCCCAGAGACCACAGUCUACGCCCUCGAUCGAGAUCCAGUAGCCCAUCAACUGGCCCAGCGCAUGAGUCAGGAGCAGAACUACGAAGGGCGCCUAAUCCCCAUGCUUGGCAAAUUCUCGGACCUCCCGCAGCUGCUGCAAGCUCUAGAUGUGCCGCCUCGGAGCUUCGAUGGCAUGCUGUUCGACUUUGGCUGCAGCUCCAUGCAGUUCGAUGAAGCUGCGCGCGGCUUCUCCAUCGCCCACGACGGGCCGCUGGACAUGCGCAUGGAUUGCGGACGAGGCGGAGUCAGCGCCGCCGAUGUGCUGGCCCGCAUCGAGGAGGCAGACCUGGCGCGCAUUCUGCGCGUCUAUGGCGAGGAGAAGGCGGCCAAGAAGAUAGCGCGCGCCAUUGUCGAGGCCCGGAACGCGCUGCAGCGCAUAGAAACCACUCGCCAGCUGGCGGACCUGGUGGCCGCUGUGCUGGGCGAGGGACAUCGUAGGGACAAGCUGCAGCGGCCAUCGCAUGUGGCCACCAAGACAUUUCAGGCCCUGCGCAUCUUUGUCAACAACGAGCUGAACGAGAUCAACUACGGCAUGGUGCUGGCCCAGGAGCUGCUGUUGCGCGCCCAGGGCCGGCUGGUGGCCAUCACCUUCCACUCGCUGGAGGACACCAUUGUCAAGCGGCAUCUCAAUGGAAAUGUGAUUGAGGGCGUGGCCAAUCCGUUGCCGCUCAAAUACAGCGGGCACGAUCUUACCCAUGAUCCAGAGCUCAUGGAGUCCUUCGUCCGGUCCAACUGGCGACAGCUGCAUCGACACGUCAUCCUGCCCGAUGCCUCGGAGAUCGCACGCAACAGUCGCAGUCGCUCGGCCAAGCUGCGCGCCGCAGUUAAAAUAAAGUAAAUAAUAGAUUAAAGACGAAAACUCUGGUCAGGAAUAAAACAGAAUAAAACAGAUACUGAAACUCUCUCUA
Molecule: messenger RNA, 1282 nt
Organism: Drosophila mojavensis
Lineage: Eukaryota; Metazoa; Arthropoda; Insecta; Diptera; Drosophilidae
Product: probable methyltransferase-like protein 15 homolog
Exons: 1
Coding region: 94-1212 (372 amino acids)
Biological process (GO): rRNA base methylation
Molecular function (GO): rRNA (cytosine-N4-)-methyltransferase activity
Source: RefSeq, a predicted model, not a curated record